AUGUCGGACGCAGGGUCAUCCUCAUCAAGUGCUGCUGACGAUGAAGCAUUACAGAAAUCCCAUGACUCUUCCAUGUCUACUCACAGACGUGACCGUUUAGCGUACGAUGUGUACCAAUCCGUCCUACGUUCUGAACGCGGAGAUUGGAUUGAGCUGAUCAAUUGUGCACCACUGGCGAGCCAGUACCAUUUAAGUGAGUACAGUAUAUCUAAGUAUGGGCACCAUGGCGCACCAUAUGCCUAUCUUCCUCUCUCGCUGCAGCAGCCAGAGCUUACGGAGUCCAUUUUACUUAAACAGAACGGACAUGAAGCCUCUGCAUGGUUAUGUGAACUUCGCACAGAACGAUUGCCUGCAUGCCACAAAGACAUACCUGUGUCAAAAAAGCAUCCUGUAAAGUUGUCAUGUGACGACUCCUCUGUGAAACCUGUACCUGUGGCUACGGAAGAGGCGACCACUGCUCUAGAGCACGGCCAUCCGUCCACCGAGCCCUCUUUCAUUGUAAAAACAAGCAUAUCUCAUCCUAUCAAGUACGUAUGGGCUCUGCUAACGGUUAGUGUAAGCGCUAUUGUACCUCCUGAAUUGAUUCCUAUGAUAUCACACCAUGUGUUCUCCCAUAUUCCGUCGCAUUACAAACAAAUGGUAGAGCAACUGUCUACUACCGACGCUGCCAUCGUAUCAUGGCAUCAGGCAAUUGGACGUGCCGCGUUGCCAGAGCAUAUCUCAAUCUCACUUAAAAACACAAAAGACCAUCUUCAACAGCAAGUGCGUGGUGACCAGCUUAUUCGUGUACCUAUGAGCUUAUCACUCGAAAAGAUCCUGCAGGAUCAGGGCAUACAGACUUGGCCCAUGGACGAGAUAAACCAGCCGACUAUUGGAAAUAUGUAUUUGUCUUCGUGCCCUGGCAAAAAGGUGCGACUGGACGGACAUGUGCAAGGACGCAGUGCUAUAUGCCGCGACUUGAAGGUCGAUUUGCAGCGAUACAAAGAUUUGGGCAUCCAUGUGAUUGUGUGCUGCUUGGACGAUGAAGAACUCCAAUUGCUUGGCUCCCCCUUUGAAGAGUACAAAAAACAAGUGGAAUCACAGGGCUUUGAUUUGGUGCGGCUGCCUAUUGCGGAAGGUUUUGCCCCGCUAGAUUUAUCGCGUUUGGACGCUAUAUUGUCCGUGCUUAUCCUAAAUUACACACUCCGUGGCGCCUCCAUCCUAGUGCAUUGCCGCGGUGGUGUGGGUCGCGCAGGCUUGAUUGCCUGUGCGUGGAUACUAAAAAUGAACUUUGUCGCGCCUGAGGACAAUGAGGCGGGAAAGGAAGGUCCGCUUCCCUCCGCCAAAGCCUCGGAUGACCUGCGUGUGGUCAUAUCCUUGAUCAAGCUCAUUCGCAUGCGCCGUAGCCUCCGUGCUAUUGAGACGGCAGAGCAAGCGUGUUUCCUGCUUGAAUACGUCCGUCUGAUUCAUCAACAAGAGUAUGCGCGAACGUGCUACUCUACCUGUACAGCUUAA
This is a messenger RNA of Malassezia pachydermatis, 1494 nucleotides long. RefSeq names its product phosphatases ii. Bases 1 to 1494 code for a protein of 497 amino acids. NCBI's taxonomy places the organism in Eukaryota, Fungi, Basidiomycota, Malasseziomycetes, Malasseziales, Malasseziaceae. The record is from RefSeq and is a predicted model, not a curated record. Gene Ontology annotation, cellular component: nucleus. The transcript has a single exon. Gene Ontology annotation, molecular function: phosphatase activity. Gene Ontology annotation, biological process: dephosphorylation.